This is a messenger RNA of Panicum virgatum (switchgrass), 1676 nucleotides long. Its product is annotated as acyl transferase 5-like. The record is from RefSeq and is a predicted model, not a curated record. Bases 213 to 1526 code for a protein of 437 amino acids. The transcript has 2 exons. NCBI's taxonomy places the organism in Eukaryota, Viridiplantae, Streptophyta, Magnoliopsida, Poales, Poaceae.
GAACAUUAGAAUGAAUACGUACUAAUCACCGUCACAAAGCCACAUCAUGGAUAAAUAAACACCUCACAGAAAAGAAUUUUGAACGUCCUCCCCUGUCUAUAAGUACUCAUCUUGUACAACCUCAAUGUGCCGCACCACCCUCCACAGCACACAUUAAGCACAAGCACAAGCACAAGCUAGCAAGAGCUGCGUGUAGCUGCGCCAAAGCCACCAUGGUGAAAAUCACCGUAACAAGGAAAUCCCAGUCCUUCGUCGUGCCGGCAUCCGAGCCGGCGCCGCCGUCGGCCGAGACGACGACGCUCGAGCUGUCGGCGAUCGACCGCGUGCCGGGCCUUCGCCACACGGUGCGGUCCCUGCACGUGUUCCACAACAAGAAGCAGUCCUCCACCACCGGCUGCGGCGACGACGACGACGAUGCUGCCAGGCCGGGGGAGGUGAUCCGCGCGGCGCUGUCCCGCGCGCUGGUGGAUUACCGCCCGUUCGCCGGCCGCUUCGUCGGCUCGGUCGCCGCCGGGGAGGCCUGCGUCGAGUGCACCGACGACGGCGCGUGGUUCGUGGAGGCCGUCGCCGACUGCAGCCUCGAGGACGUGAAUGGCCUCGACUACCCGCUCAUGGUCUCCGAGGAAGAGCUGCUGCCCGCUCCAGAGGAAGGCGUUGACCCUACAAGUAUUCCGGUCAUGAUGCAGGUUACAGAAUUUGCAUGUGGAGGAUUUGUGGUCGGGCUGGUAGCAGUCCACACACUUGCAGAUGGGCUGGGUGCAGCCCAAUUCAUCAACGCAAUUUCUGAGUUUGCUCGUGGAAUGGAGAAGCCCACAGUAGCACCCAUAUGGGCUCGGGCUUUAAUACCGAACCCACCCAAACUGCUUCCUGGGGCACCACCAUCCUUCCAUUCCUUCGGGUUCCAACACUUCACCAUGGAUGUGACCUCUGACCUCAUUGCCAAUGUUAAGACCCAGUACCAUCAGGCCACAGGACAGUACUGUUCCACCUUUGAUGUUGCCAUCGCCAAGGUUUGGCAAGCAAGAACCAAGGCACUCAGGUACAACUUGGAGUCCCAAGUUCAUGUCUGCUUCUUCGCCAACACCCGCCACCUCCUCACUCAGGUGCUGCCUAAGAAUGGGGGCUUCUAUGGUAACUGCUUCUAUCCAGUUUCUGUGACGGCUACUGCUGAGGAGGUUGUCACUGCUGGGUUGCUUGAUGUGAUAAGGAUGAUAAGGAAUGGGAAGGCUAGGCUUCCCCUGGAGUUUUCCAAGUGGGCAGCAGGGGAUGCGAGUGUGGAUCCAUACCAGUUGACAUUUGAGCACAAUGUGUUGUUUGUGUCUGAUUGGACAAGGCUUGGGUUCUUUGAGGUUGACUAUGGGUGGGGUGCACCAAACCAUAUUGUACCAUUCACUUAUGCAGACUACAUGGCAGUGGCGGUUCUUGGGGCUCCACCUUCACCGAAGAAGGGAACUCGCAUCAUGACGCAGUGUGUGGAGGAGAAGCAUCUCAUGGACUUCAAGGAUGAGAUGAAGACCUUCUUUUAGGGGCUUGUCAUGUAUCUUUAGUGUGCCUAUGCUAUGUGUCUCUGUUUAUGUAUAUGAUCGAUCAGAAUAAAAUUGUUGUUGACCAGUUUCUGUCAUAAGAAAUGUAACAUUACUGUCUGCAGAGUUAUAUUAAGCCAUGAUUCAUAUAUA